Messenger RNA from Struthio camelus australis, 2238 nucleotides. NCBI's taxonomy places the organism in Eukaryota, Metazoa, Chordata, Aves, Struthioniformes, Struthionidae. The record is from RefSeq and is a predicted model, not a curated record.
AUGGAUUACAAGAUGGCAUCAGUCAAACACUCCCAUACUGUCGUGAGAAAGGCAAAUGUCAUCCUGGGACACAUCUACAAAGGUUAUUCAGAGGUGCUAUCAGACUCCUCUCUUUUAAGCAGCAUUAGUGAAGCCAGGCAGCUGGUAGAUGCAGCAUACUUACUUGCCCGAGAAAGCUCAAAGAGAAAAUUAGAGGAAAAGGAUGCCACACCAGCAGAUUUCCUGAAGCACUUAAAAGAGCCAGUAGGAAGAACCAGAUCUGCGGUCCGCGCUGCUGACUAUUUGGAAACUACUUUGGAACUGCUGAAAAGGAAGCUCCAGCUGUGUGGGAAAGGAGGAUUCAAUGUUACAGACCUACUAGACAUGCAACAGAAGGAAAUGAUUUCCAAAGAAACCGGCUGUGACUACCAGAUUCGUUCCAUCAAAUGCAAAGAGGAUAGCAUUUAUCGGACCUUUACUGGAGAGUGUAACAACAGAAAGCAUUCUCAUUUUGGGGCCUCCAACCAUGCAUUUGCUCACUGGCUCCCUGCAGAAUAUGAAGAUGGAGUGUCUGUUCCCAGAGGAGUAAGUGAAGGAAAGCUUUACAAUGGAUUUCCGCUCCCUCUGGUUCGAAAAGUGUCAAAUGAGAUUGCUCGAACAGCCAACAAUAAUACUACUCCUGAUCAAGAGCUUUCACUUGUCUUCAUGCACUGGGGCCAGUGGGUCAUCCAUGAUACAAAUUUAGCCCCUUUCAGUAGUGCAGGAAUGAACCAGGAGCUUCUCUGUGAGACUGAGUGUGCCUUCAAGCCCCCUUGCUUCCCAAUUAAGUUCCCCCCUGAUGACCCACGGAUGCAGGGAACAAAUUCUUGUAUGCCAUUCAUCCAGUCAGCUUCAGCGUGCAAUCCCAAGACAUUUAUUCGAGAGCAGAUCAAUGCAGUGAGCUCAUUCCUUGAUGCCAGCAUGGUGUAUGGCAGUGAACAGUCUGUGGCAAAGAGCAUUCGAAAUCAGACAAACCAGCUGGGUUUGAUGGCUGUGAACCAGAAUUUUACUGAUGCAGGGUUGGAGUUAUUGCCCUUUGAGAAUAAAACAAAAAGUGUUUGUGUGUUCACAAACAAGAGCAUGAACAUCCCCUGUUUUAAAGCAGGUGAUAUACGGGUAGCUGAAAACCUGGGACUUUCUGCUUUGAACACUGUCUUUCUAAGAGAACACAAUCGCCUGGUUACAGAGCUGAAGAAAUUAAAUCCUCACUGGGAUGGAGAAAAGCUUUACCAGGAGACUCGAAAGAUCAUAGGUGCCAUGACCCAGAUAAUAACAUACAGAGACUAUCUUCCACUUCUGCUUGCAGAGGAGACUAGCAGGUGGAUUCCCCUGUACAGUGGCUACAAUGACACUGUGGAUCCUACAGUGGCAAAUGUUUUUUCCUUGGCUUUCCGGUUUGGUCAUACUACAGUACAACCUUUUGUAUCCCGUUUAGAUGACAGUUUUCAGCCUUUAGGUUCACUCUCUCAUGUUCCUCUUCAUCUGACUUUUUGCGCUUCCUGGAGAAUUAUAAUGGAAGGUGGCAUUGACCCACUAAUACGGGGAAUGAUGGUUGAUCAUGCAAAACUGAUGAAACAGAAUCAACUACUCGUUGAAGAACUCCAGAAUCAUCUUUUUGAACAGACAGAGAUAAUGGGUUUGGAUCUAGCAGCCCUGAACUUGCAGCGGGGAAGAGACCAUGGUCUUCCAGGUUACAAUGCCUGGAGGCGCUUUUGUGGGCUCUCCCAACCUCAAAAUGUGGGCGAACUCUCUGAGGUGCUAGGAAAUUCCAAGCUGGCCAAAAAGUUCAUAGAUCUGUAUGGGACACCAGACAAUAUUGACCUCUGGAUUGGGGCAAUCACAGAGCCUUUUGUUCCACAGGGCAGAGUUGGGCCUCUCCUGGCCUGCAUCAUUGGCACACAAUUCAGGAAUCUACGUGAUGGAGACAGAUUCUGGUGGGAGAAACCAGGAGUGUUCACUCCACAGCAGCUGCAUGCCCUGAGAAAAAUCUCACUGUCAAAGGUGAUCUGUGACAAUACUCAUAUUAAAAAGAUACCCAGGGACAUGUUCAAGGUCAGCAGUUAUCCUGAGAACUUUGUAGACUGCCAUGAGAUCAGCACACUCAACCUCUCAUCCUGGAAAGAUGAGCCUGUGAGUGGCGUGAAAGUUUCUAAUCUUAUUCAUCGGCCCAACAUUGGGAACGCCUAAUGAUGCUCAGCUGCUCUUGGAGAACUGCUGCCU